Molecule: messenger RNA, 2067 nt
Organism: Penicillium concentricum
Lineage: Eukaryota; Fungi; Ascomycota; Eurotiomycetes; Eurotiales; Aspergillaceae
Product: fungal specific transcription factor domain-containing protein
Exons: 3
Coding region: 1-2067 (688 amino acids)
Biological process (GO): DNA-templated transcription
Molecular function (GO): DNA binding; zinc ion binding
Source: RefSeq, a predicted model, not a curated record
AUGACUGAGUCGCAGUGGGUGCAAUCUGCCCCCGGAACGGAGAAGCGCAAACGCGCCGGACUCGCAUGUAUCUCAUGCCACUCUAAGAAGGUUAGACGUCACCAAACAUCCCUCUAUGGAGGUUUCCACGUACUGAAGAGUCCUCGGCCAUCUAAGCGUGAAAAAGGUCGAUUGCCUCCUGAUACUGAACAAUCACCGGUUUCUGCCAUUCCUGCCGAUCCUUGCGGCGACGAUCGGGUCAAGAUUGCAUCUUCACACUCCAGUGUAGCGCAAACUGAUGCUAGCAUUGGCUCUGGCGAUGUGUACAUGCAUGUAGGCCAAGAUGUCUCACCGCAUAGCCUAGCUCAGCCAAGCUUUCUCGACUUCGAUUCAGGGCUCCUUCCACCUCCCGAGCGAAUCACCUUCAACACAACUCAGGCUACUCAAGUACCUGAGCGGCCUAAGUCUAAAAGGGCACAACUUGGCAGCUCCCCGCUGGUGGUGGAUGCUUGGUCAUCGGGCUGGGCACCGUCAUCCCAUGAGCAGUCACAUAAAAUUCAAGAGGAAGUCGUAUUGCGUCCAGAUUAUGGUCCAGCAAAGAGCAGCACUAGUACAAUCACACAUGAUGCUGUAGAAUCAGCGGCGGGAUCUGAGAAGAACGACCCGAGUAGCCCUAUCGGUUUACAACCGGAUCUGCGUCAAAGCUUUACGGAAACAUACUUUGAAUACUGCUACACCUGGUGUCCAAUACUCGACAGAGCGACCUUGUCGAGGGAACUUGCAGAAUCACCAUUGCUGGAUAACGCAAUUGCGACAUUAGGGAGUCACGUUCGUCCCCCCCUGAUACCACACGCAGGGCCAGCAACUUAUUACGAUCGCGCACGGCGACUCUUCUAUGAUGAAGAGGAGGAAGACCUGGUCGCCACCCUGAAAGCUGUCUCCCUCUUUUACUGGUGGGCACCCCGACCACCCUCGGUAACACACAGACACUCAUCCUGGUGGUGGACUUCUGUUGUCAUUAAACUCGCGCAACAAGCUGGCUUUUAUCGCGAGUCCAUUGCCAACGUGUCUAGACAUGGAACCGAGCCAUAUAUUCUGCGGCGAAUAUGGUGGACUGCAUUUGCCCGAGAACGUUUGACCGCGAUCUGCCAGGGUAAGCCGUGCCUCAUAGACCCCGAGGACUGUAAUAUACCACCACCAUCUGUGCAAGAUUUCCCCGAUCUGGAAGAUAAGAACAAAGCCGAAGUAUUUGUGUAUUGGGUUCGGCUAUGCACUAUUAUUGGGCACAUCGCCAAGAGACUGUCACGGUCGGCAAACUCAUCGUCGACUACAAAAUCCUUCCCUGCAGAUUUGGGCCAAGACCUUAUUGACUGGGUUCGGUCACUUCCACCCCAUUUACAGCUUCGAAUUGGGUCCCGCCAUACAUUGAACUUUAAUCGUGAUGUACACCAGCUUCAUCUGCCUUAUCUCGCUGUAAUAAUAGUCCUUCAUCUGACGAGAUCGUCACAAUCCCUUCCACAGGCUUUGCCACCCGCUACGCUCGCGGGAUCCUGCAUUUCCCGCAUUCUCAAGGAUGUUUUGGUGAGGAGUGAGAUCAGAUCUUUGCAGCCAAUUACUUGUUGGUACGUCGGCAUGGGCUUUAUGGCUCUCCUGCAAGCAUCCAGGAGCGAGAGCCUCAAGGACGGCGCCAGUGCGGACCUAGAGAUUCUGGCUCUCUCCAUCAAGGAGCUGAAAAAUAUGUGGGCAACUGCCGGUCUUUUUGAACAGACUUUUGAGCGGCUACGAUCGAACGACAAGUCCCUGGACUCGGAGGACUUCCCCAAUCGUCACUUGGGAAAUGAACAAUCGGCUCGAGCUCUGAACUCGGAGGACGAAGUGUUUGAAAGUGGUAUAGACUGGGUAGAUUACUUCCCUUUUGUCUCCAGCCAGACGAGCGUCGUUGCCGGCAAGCUUCUGGUUCAACAAAAGGAAGAGGCGGGUUUCAUUUUCUGGGAUGGUUUGGGUGACAUGGCCUCCGACACGAUUCCCAACUAUCAGGACUUUAUGGAAGGACUUGAGAGCUGGGCUGAUCCCAAUUCCUUCCUGUAG